Betta splendens (Siamese fighting fish) is the source of this 6808-nucleotide messenger RNA. RefSeq names its product myosin IXb (gene myo9b). The transcript is spliced from 41 exons. Gene Ontology annotation, biological process: intracellular signal transduction. The record is from RefSeq and is a predicted model, not a curated record. The coding region runs from base 315 to 5915 and encodes 1866 amino acids. Gene Ontology annotation, cellular component: myosin complex. Lineage: Eukaryota; Metazoa; Chordata; Actinopteri; Anabantiformes; Osphronemidae. Gene Ontology annotation, molecular function: GTPase activator activity; ATP binding; microfilament motor activity.
GCGCGCGUGGAGGAAUCAAGGAAGUGAAGUCUGGCAAAGUUUUCGUCCGGGACGUCGCGGAGCACGCGCUAAGCGCUAACUCCAGUGCCACACAGUGAUUUGACGGGGAGACGCCGACGCCGCGUCGCGUGGGGGUUCGAACCGGGGGCUGGAGCGGUUUCCGGGCGCACCUUGUCGCGUCGCUCAGGUGAAUAUUCACUUUUGGGGGGGGUUCCUGGAGUUCCUGGCCGCAGCCGCUCUCUCCGCCUCCGCUCCGCGCUGUCAGGAGCCUCUGGGCUUUUCACAGAGGACAUGACUCGCUUUUUCUCCACAGGAUGAGCAGCACCAGCGGAGCCCGGGACCCUGAGCAGGAUGGACCGGCCUGCGUUGUGCAGAUCUACUCCAGGCUCCUGCAGGACGCCUCUGCCAGCUGCCUCCUGCAGAUCGGCGCCGCGGACUCGACGCGCACCGUCAUCGGCAACGCCGUGUCCGCCAUGGGCCUGGAGCCGGGCCGGGCGUACAGCCUGCUGGAGGUCCGGCGGAGCGGCCGGGACGCGAGGCCGCUGGAGGCCCGGGACCGCCCGCUGCAGCGGGUGCUGCUGUGGCCCGCGGAGCUGCAGCGGUGGCACCCGCCGAGCCGCGGCCACUACUUCGUCCUGCAUGAGCAGCAGGUCAGCAGCGGAGACGAGGGCGCCCGCGAGCGGGACGACGACCUCUGCGACCUCGCGGCUGUGACCGAGGAGAACGUCCUGCAGGUUCUGCACCGGCGGUUCGACCGCCUCAAAAUAUACACCUACACCAGAAACAUCCUGCUCGCCGUCAACCCCUACAAGUUCCUGCCCGACUACUACAACCCCAAGUACGUGAAGAUGUACGAGAACCAGCCGCUGGGCAAACUGAGCCCCCACGUCUUCGCCGUCGCCGAGGCGGCCUAUCGCGCCAUGCUGAGCCGGCAGGCGGACCAGUGCAUCGUCAUGUCGGGAGAGAGCGGGUCCGGGAAGACGGAGAGCAGCGGUUUCCUCAUCCACUGCCUGACCGCGCUCAGCCAGAAGACCUGCUCCAGUGGGCUGGAGCGGACCGUGCUCGGCGCCGGCCUGGUGCUCGAGGCCUUCGGCAACGCCAGGACCGCCGAGAACAACAACUCCAGUCGCUUUGGGAGGUUCGUCCAGCUCAACUUCCUGGAGAGCGGCGUCAUCAGAGGGGCGGUUAUUGAGAAGUACCUGCUGGAAAAGUGCCGCCUGGUGUCCAAGAAUAAGAAUGAAAGGAACUUCCACGUGUUCUACUACCUGCUGGCUGGUGCGUCCAUAGACGAGCAGGAGGACUUUCAUCUCCUCAGGCCACAGGACUAUCUCUACCUCAAGCAGAAGGAUCUUUGCUUCGACGAUGAGGACAAACUGGGCCAUGAUUACAAACGGCUCCAUCAGGCCAUGGAGAUGGUUGGAUUCCUGCCUUCCACCAAGAAACACAUAUUUUCCAUCCUCUCCUCCAUCCUGCUGCUGGGCAACGUGACCUACACGGCGUCAGAGCACAGUCAGGACCUGGAGGUUGGACCUGCAGACGUCCUGUCCACACUGUGUGACCUGCUCAAGGUGAAACAGGAAAAUCUAGUGAAAGCUUUGACUAAGAGGACAACAGUGACCACCAAGGCCACCGUAGUUUCACCGUACACACUCCAGCAGGCUUUCAAAAUACGCGACUCCAUGGCCAAGUCUCUGUACGGCGCGCUCUUUGACUGGAUCGUCCUUCACAUCAACCAUACAUUGCUCAAUAGACGGGACAUGGAGGAGUCUGUCUCUUGUUUGUCCAUUGGUGUCUUGGACUUAUUUGGAUUCGAGAACCUACAGACGAACAGCUUAGAGCAGCUCUGCAUCAACUACGCCAAUGAAAAGCUCCAGCAUUACGUCACCCAGAUCAUCUUCAAGCUUGAUCAGGAGGAGUAUGCGUCAGAGGGCAUCACUUGGCAAAACAUCAACUACACUGACAACAGUGGCUGCAUAGAGCUGAUCAGCGGGAAACCAACAGGACUGUUUGACCUGCUGGAGAGAAGUGUCUGUCAGACCACAGAUGAAACCCUGUUGGACAAGUUGACACAGCACCAUCAGGACAACAAAUGCUUUGUACUCUCCCCCAUCAGAAGGCUGACUUUUGGCAUUCAGCACUUUGCUGGGAGGGUUUAUUAUGACAUCAAGGAUUUUAGAGAGAAAAACACGGAGCACAUGCGCCCUGAGGUGGUCUCACUGCUGCGGAGCAGCGAUCGAGCCUUCCUGCGUCACCUCAUCGCAUCCAAUCCCAUCAUGCUGUUCAGAUGGGGAAUUCUGCGAGCCACCAUCCGCAUCGUCUCGGUUUUUAAGAUGAUGGGACGCCAGCGAGCGCAGUCACUCGUUGUCAGGCGAAAAUCCCUCAAAUCCCUCAGCGAAACGAGACACAGAAGCAGCGCUGUAGACAGACUGUCCAGUGUAAAUCUGGAUUUUUCAUUUGAUAACGCUGAUGAAAAUCCACUGGAAGUGUUUGAAGACAUCUUUGCCACUUUUGAAAUGAGAAAGAAAAACAGAGGCAGUCGAAAGAAGCAAGUCAUUCCAAAGAACCUCAUGAACGUGCGCUCACUCCAGCACGUUGUCAGUCUCACUGCACACGACCGAACCAGCAAAUCCACCUUCCACCCUCACCUGAGGACAAAGCCCCUCACGAUGAGCGCUCGCUUUCAGGCCUCAGUGCAAAUGCUGAUGGAGACCAUUGAAAAAGCAGAGCCUUUCCUCAUUUUCUGUGUGCGCUCCAAUUCUAAAAAGGAGGAGCUGCAGUUUGAUGAAGAUCUGGUGCUCCAUCAAAUCAGGUAUAUGGGCAUAGUGCAGAUGGUUGAAGUUCAGAAGUCUGGCUACAGUGCAAAGUACACAUUUAAGGAAUUUGCUGAGAAAUUCAGGAUGCUGCUUCCUAAAGGAUGCCCUGCAACCCAGGAAAGCAUAACUUAUCUACUUGAGGGGAUGGAGCUGGAUAAGAGCACCUAUCAAAUAGGCAAAAGCAAGGUGUUCCUCAAAGAAAAGGAAAGGCAGCUGCUUCAAGAUACGCUUAACAGAGAAGUGAUGCGACACAUCAUCACGCUGCAGCGCUGGAUCCGCUCCGUUCUGUUGAGGAUCCACUAUCUGCAAAGCAGAGAUGCCAGGAGGAUCAUGGAGAGAAACUGGCGUGAGUUUUACCUGUUUGAGAACCGAGCUGCUACAGUGAUCCAGACGGCGUGGAGGAGCUCUCAGAAGAGGUUAAAGGAGCACCGUGAGCAGGAGGAGGCGGCCAAACUCGGACAAGACAGCAGCUCGACUAAAACGCUACCAAAGCAGAACAAAGUGGAGCAGAGCCCCAACAGGACUCAGCAGCCAGACCCGGACGAUGGCCAGUCCGUGCAGCCGCAGAGGGACGGGCAGGAGGGCAGAGCCCCCCUCGCUCUGCUCAAUAGACCCUUCUCCGUCCCAGAGGACACCACGCUUGCCUCUGACAACCGCUCCUCCAGCCUCACAAAGAGCAGCUCCCUCCAGCGCUCCAGCAAAGACCCUGGGGACAUGAAGGAGAAGCGCGAGAGGUGGAAGGAGCGGUACAGUGAGGACCAGAGAGGGGAAUCAGUCCCCGAACUAUUCAGGGGACGAUACAGUGCAAAAGACAUUUCCCUCAAAAUGAAGUCGUUUUCAGUUGAUGACAUGUCCCACGUCCACUCCUCAGGUUCUGAUAUCUCCUCUUCUACCAGUGAGGUCACAGUGCGUCCGAGCAACCAUCCCAAGCGCAAGCGCCACUUGGCCAACACCCGCAGCCAUUUGAUGUUUAACUGGAGGCUGUCUGAGGAGGAUGAGUGGUGGAACUUUCCGCUGCCUCCAGACAGCCCCCUUGAGCCCAACCAGAAGAUCUCGGCCAGUCUGGCCGCCGAUCUGGACCUAGAAUCCCGGGUCAAGAUACAAAUAGAACCCGAUGGGAUGGGCUUCUGCAUUCCGAGCAGGUCCUCGUCUGAGGACCUGGGACAGCACGAGUCCAGCCACUCACCUUUGACCACGCCUGAGAGGAUUUGGUUUAUCGGAAGGUUCCUGAAGAAACGAGCUGCCAAACACCAAACACCAAACAAUGAGUCCUCGGAUAAAACCGUCACGCUGCCCAGGUACAAUACACACCCGUACUACGCACCAAACCAAAACCCCAAAGCCUCUCGAAACCCCACCAUCCGGAUCAGCCGAGCCACACGGGCGGUGGAUAUAAAUGCGUCGCUGGACCGUGUGAUCACAGACCCCAAGGAGCUGCGAAUCCUGGACGAAUUCCUCGGCAAUCAGGUGAAUGAGCUGCAGACAAGAAUGAAAAAACUCUCGCCAACAGAGAACAUCUUCUUCCAAGCCACCAAGGACUUCAGGGAGACCAUCAAAGGCAUGUACUCCCUGGAGAAGCCCCAGAUCGGCUACAAGGAUCUGAUGAAGGGCUACCACACCACCGUGUGCACGCUGGCAGGCGCUCAGCAGGAGGCGGAGGUCCCGAUGGUGGUCAACCUGUUUCAGUCUGUGCUGGAUGGCUUCAUCAGGGGAGAGCUGAAACGAAUGGAGUCUGAACCGUCCAAGGCUACUAAGACGAAGAGGAAGGGCAGUAAAUGCCUCGAUCUCCUGGAUCAUCCGUUCAGCACGUACCAGGUGAACGUGGUGCAGACGUGUGAUAUUUGUACGUCCCACAUCAGGGGAAUGGAGAAAGCCUGCAUCUGCAGCGCCUGUGAUUUGGUGUGUCACAAGAAAUGCCUGAACAGAAUCGAAACGCACUGCUCUAAACGUGCAAAACAGAAUGGCAGCUUGUCGGGCUCCCUUUACUUUGGAGUGCAGGUGUCAGCGCUCAUCAGUGACACCAACCCGGUGCCCAAGGUGAUGGAGAUGCUGCUGUUUCACGUGGAGCUCAACGGCCUCUACACCGAGGGGAUCUAUCGCAAAUCGGGCUCUGCAUGUCGCGCAAAGGAACUCCAGCACGUCCUGGAUACUGAUCCGGAGCAUGUGUGUUUAGAAAACUAUCCCAUCCACACCAUCACAGGCCUGGUUAAACGCUGGCUCAGGGAGCUCCCUGACCCGCUCAUGACCUUUUCCCGCUACGGCGACUUCCUUCAUGCUGUGGAGCUGCCGGAGAAAGCGGAAAGAAUAAAGGCUAUUUACCAAAAAAUUGAUGAACUGCCACCUGCUAAUUACGCCACAUUGGAGCGGCUCAUCUUUCACCUUGUCAGGGUGGCGAAGGAAGAGGAGCACAACAAGAUGUCCCCAGAGGCUCUUGCUAUCGUGUUUGCUCCCUGCAUCCUGCGGACUCCUGAUUCCGACGAUCCCUUCCUUUGCAUGAAGGACGUGCCCAGGACAACACUGUGUGUGGAAACCCUGAUCUGUGAGCAGUUGAGACGCUACACAGAGAAGAUGAAGAAUAUCAACGAGCUGGAGUUUGCAGAAGCUUUGGCUGUCAAUCAGCUCAAACUGAGGAGACAGAAUACGGUUGUUGAGAGGCCACCCGGGCUGCACGUCCCAGAGCCUGAUGCCGACGAAAUGGAGAAAACUCUGAUUGAAAGAAUCAAGUCCAUCAAGCAAGAAAAGGUUGACUUGGUGAUUGGAUUACCUGAUCUGGAGCAGGACAACUUUGACAACUUUGACAGCGAUAUCCUGAUGUCAUCAUUAAACUCUGAUAGUUUAGAGGACAUUCUGAGGAGCAUGGGAUGGGAAGGAAAGGCUGCCAUGCAGCCAACAACCAAGGAACCUGAGCGCCAGGAUAACGCUACUGGCACGAUGCCGGCAGUCCGAAGUGUCAGGGCUCAGACAGAUGUCCACAUCACGCCAGAUGUUGCACAGUCCAGGAACAGACAAGGUCUCUCUUCUCAAACCAACCAGGGCACUAGGGAGAGUUUCAGUGGGAGACUUGACCCUGACAUUCCUUACAUUGAUGAGGAUGAGGUUUAAAGCCGAACCUAACCCAAGCUUUAACAGUUUGAAAAGUUUGAAUACUCUCAGAAGAUUUGUGCCAUGCAAAAAAAAAACUGUGAACUCUUUCAUCAUGUGAACUGUUCCUCUAAAGGCUUUUAUGUCAAAUUUGAAGAAACAAUAAUAAUGUCUCAGACCUUCAGAUACACUGUAUGUGAUGUUUUUAUACAUAUUUCACAUUUGUAAAAUACACAUUUUAUAAACAAACAUGAUGCUGGGAGCAGUUGAGGAUACUAUUACAUUAGUCAUUAAUGGAUGCUACUCUGAACACUGGUACCAAUGUGGGUUCAUACUGUUUGUAGAAAAAAAAAACAUUAAGAGUCUAUUUUGUAUAAAGUGGGUCUACAUUACUGUAUAUUGUGUUGCUUGUUGGAACUUCAUCCAUAUCUGUGCAUAUGAGGCUGUUAAGUUGCAUUUUUCAUGACAGGCCAUAAAUGUUCUGCGUUAAUUGACUGAAAACAUUUUCAUUUCAUUUUGUCGCUUAUCUUUUAUUUUGCAAAUCUGCUCAGUUUAGUCCACUUCGUUUUAGCUGUACAUGUAGGCUCUUCAUCUUCAUAUUGCGUUGGGGUAAGAAUCAAGCACACUGACGUUUGCUUGCUUGUCUCUCUAAGGCUACUGCCAAUAACACAUGUAUUCACUUUCAUAAUACCAAUAAAGCAAAAACUGUUACUGGGACAGUUUUUGUGAAAGAUUCUGUUCAAUACUUGUGUAAAUACUUAUCUUCUAGCGUUGCCUAUUGGUGAUAAUAACAUGUAUAUAACAGAAAGCUUAUGAAAACUGUUGGGUUUAUAGACAUUGUACUGAAAAGAUGCAAUUGUUGGCUUCAUUUAAAAAUUUGUUACAAAUUCAAAUAAAAAAAUGCUUUAACUUUA